UGCCUGACACAGAUUUAAUCCCUGACUCGGAUUCGUUUGGAUCAGGGAAUAGAAUACCUCUAAUUCACGGGACCAAAUCAUUGAUUCGCUUAUUUUUUGAAUCAGUUGAGUCAGAUGACUCAUAAAACAAACACAUUGAGAUAGAUCUAGAUGAGUCAAAUACCCAAUUUCAACUUUUCAACUUUUUGCCUUCUACUUUUCCAAAAUAAAACCAAAACCUUCUCCUUGAGCUCUUUAGUUUGAGAUCUUGAAUGGUUUGGAAGUUUAGGUUUAGGGUCUUCAAUAAUUAAUGAAUCCAUUGUUAUACUUAGUCUAUACUUGCUGGUGCUAUAAUAGCUUGGUGUGAGAGCUUGUAAUAACUAGUAUUUCUUAUGGAGAUUGAUUGAUGAAAAUGACUAUCAAGUGCUUGUAUUAAUUAGUCAGACAGGUUUUUGUAGGAAGAGAAAAAAAUGGCACCAUUUUGUUGUAAUAGCACCGGAUCCAUCUUGAAUAAUCAAGUCCUGGGUUCUCAAAGUAAAUAUGUGGAGAUGAGUAAUCGAGUUCCGAAGAUUAAUGAAGAAUCCAUAGAGAAUGUGGAUUCAAGUUCAUCGUCUAGUAAGAAGGAUGAAUUAUGGUGGGACAUAUUACUAUGGUUAAGAACAGCUGCUUUGGAUCCUUGCAAGGCAAAGCCACCACUGGAGAAACUUCGGAGGAGACAGAUUCUUAAGGCGCGAGAACAUAUCUCUCUGAGCACUACUGAAUUUCCUUGGAAAAAGCGGAAACUUGAUCUAUUAGAAAAUAAAAGUGCAAUUAGCCCUCAUUUAGCAAAACCAAAUGAGCAAAGUUCUUUUGCUUCUUCCGUUUCAUGCUUAAUCAAUAGCACUAACUCAACUGAGAGGUUUCAGCAAUGUCUUUGCAAGCCUUCCAUCUCAGUGGGGUCGUCGAGAUAUCAUGAUGAUCUCUCCAGAAAACGGGUCCGGAGUAGUCAUUCUUACAAAUCUGAUGAUUCAAUUAGUGUUGCAUCGACUCCAGAAAAGCCAAACAUUCAGAACAUACCUAGAGCGAACCAGUCAAUGAAGGCCAGCAGCAAUCUUCCAUUGAAGCAGGUGUUUGUGCCUCAAGCUAAGAUAACCAACAAAAGCUUUUCACCUCUGUCCGACUCUGAUGAUUCGGUAGAUAGUUCAAGUAUGCCAAAUGAAUAUAGUCAAGAGAAACAUAAGACCGCUCGUAGAUCUCCUAGGUUACAGAACUUCAUUGGCUAUUCUCUCCCAAGAGUUAAAGUUCAAGUUGGCUCAUGUCAUCAGGCUGACAUUCCAGAUUGGAUUGGGCCGAGGAAAAGUGAUAAUUCCUCCACUGAUGGUCAAAGUGAUUCAUUUGAUUCAAGAUAUAUGGGUACCAAGGUAUGGCCAAUCGAAGGCAAAAAUACAGAAGAUAGUGAAAAAGAAGGGAUAGGAAAGGGAAGACUGAAUUCAUGCUCCUGCUAUUCAAUGGGGUGUGGUGGUUGCAUCAAACUUCAUGUAUUUAAGAAAGGACUCCAGCUACAGGAUGAACUAGGAACUGCUUACUUCACCUGGAAAUUCAAUGAAAUGGGCGAGGAAGUUUCGAAGUUGUGGACAGCAACGGAACAGCAAUGUUUUGAAACUCUUGUGAGAAUGGACCCUAUAACCCAGAGUGAUAGUUUCUUGGUACCUGCACUGAAGCGAUUCUCUGGAAAAUGCAGAAAAAGUAUAUUCAGUUACUACUUUAAUGUAUUCAUCCCUAGACGCAUGAGCAAACAGACCAGGUUAGCCGCUAAGCAUGUAAAUAGCCACGGCGACAAUGAUGCUGUUGUGAUGGAGAGUAGUAUCAAACGCAAAAACACAAAAUACUUUAGUGGAGGCCAUUAAGACAACAUCUGCUCUCAGUUUUGAAAUCUCUGAUACACUCAAUUGAGGUUCGUAGCUAUUACUUUUCACUCCUGCUGCUACUAGAUAGGAGUCUUGUCUUGUAAAAUUUUAGUAAUGCAUAUGAAUUUUCUUUCAUAAUGAGUUUCUUCUCCAUUCCAAGCAAGAGUUGCUUUAUUGCGAAAGGAUGACCCAAAUACUUUUGCUAACCCAGCCAGCAUAAAUUCUUGCAAUGGAACUUCUUUUUAUACUUAACCCAACACCUGUCACUUCCUUGAAUACCUAUCUAGUAGCAACAAGAUUUACCACUUCUCAUUCACUGGCAUUCAGAAAGUGAGGGUAUCACAGGCAGAUUGCUGAUGAUUUAUUGUGGUUCCCUCCUUCCAUCACUUGAUAGAUAGAGAUCAAUUGCAAGUACCCUGCCUCAAGAUUUAAAUCUUCAAGUGAAUCGUCUUAACAUUUUUAUACAUUUAGCUCUAUUUUAUUGCUGAGGCACACCCUAUAUCACUGUAUGAAACUCUUGUUUUCUGAAGCCAU
This is a messenger RNA of Papaver somniferum (opium poppy), 2399 nucleotides long. Its product is annotated as AT-rich interactive domain-containing protein 1-like. The transcript has 2 exons. Lineage: Eukaryota; Viridiplantae; Streptophyta; Magnoliopsida; Ranunculales; Papaveraceae. The record is from RefSeq and is a predicted model, not a curated record. The coding region runs from base 450 to 1865 and encodes 471 amino acids.